AUGGGCUUCGAUUUUACCGGUAACGACUACUCUCAAUUGGAGCAGCAUGUGUAUGACAAGAGCUACAUCGAAGGUUACGCACCCUCCCAAGCUGAUGUAGUAGUUUUUCUAGCUAUCGCCUCGUCCCCCGACGUGAAGAAAUAUCCUCAGUCUGCCCGAUGGUGGGCGCACAUCAAGAGCUGGGAGAGUGAACACGCUUCCCUGCCAGGCGAGAAGAAGGAAUUAUCCUCUUACGGUCCUGCCAAAGGGUCCACCUCAGCUCCUGCUGCUGCCGCUGAUGGCGAUGACGAUGAUGACAUCGACCUCUUUGGGUCUGAUGAUGAAGAAGUUGACGAGGCCGCUGAGAAGCUCAAGGCUACCCGUCUCGCAGAGUAUGCCGCUAAGAAAGCUAACAAGCCCAAGACCAUUGCCAAGUCACUGGUCACGCUUGAUGUCAAGCCUUGGGAUGAUGAGACCGACAUGGCUGAGCUUGAGAAAUGUGUACGGUCUGUCGAGAUGGACGGGUUGGUCUGGGGUCUGAGCAAGCUGGUACCUGUUGGGUACGGAGUUCGCAAGAUGCAAAUCAGUUUAGUGGUCGAAGAUGAGAAGGUCUCUUUGGAUGACCUCCAAGACAAGAUUUCCGAGUUUGAAGACUACAUCCAAUCCUCUGACAUCCAGGCCAUGCAGAAACUCUGA
Molecule: messenger RNA, 675 nt
Organism: Puccinia triticina
Lineage: Eukaryota; Fungi; Basidiomycota; Pucciniomycetes; Pucciniales; Pucciniaceae
Exons: 6
Coding region: 1-675 (224 amino acids)
Biological process (GO): translational elongation
Cellular component (GO): eukaryotic translation elongation factor 1 complex; cytosol
Molecular function (GO): guanyl-nucleotide exchange factor activity; translation elongation factor activity
Source: RefSeq, a predicted model, not a curated record